Messenger RNA from Cloeon dipterum, 1652 nucleotides. Its product is annotated as transmembrane protein 185A. The transcript has 6 exons. Lineage: Eukaryota; Metazoa; Arthropoda; Insecta; Ephemeroptera; Baetidae. Bases 184 to 1185 code for a protein of 333 amino acids. The record is from RefSeq and is a predicted model, not a curated record.
UUAAAUAUUUCAAGAUGGCGCAUGCAGGUGAUAAACAUCUGUGAGAUUUUGAAGUCUCGCACAAACGGCACAAACAUUUCAAGCUAUAAUUUUUACAAAUCAUGUUGAUUCGGGAAAACCUUCUUGCUUCAGUGUAUCCGUUCAAUGGUUUUAUUUAGGACGCGUUGAAAACGUGUAGCAAUUAUGAAUUUGCAGGGUAUUUUUCAAGAUUUCAAUCCUAGCAAAUUCAUCGUACAUGGCUGCCUGCUCCUGUUUUCAAUAUUUCUAUCCCUUCGCCUGGACAACACAAUCACAUGGAGCUACUGGACUGUCUUCAGCCCGAUAUGGUUUUGGAAAUUCAUGGCCAUUAGCGGUGCCCUUGUGGGAAGCUAUGUUUGGUGGAGACACCCACAUUACAGAAUGGAGGGUGAAGCUUAUGUCCAUUACAAAGCGAUGCUGAUAAGUUUGGCUCUUCACCUGAUUCUGCUAAUGUUUGAGCUGCUAGCUUGUGACAAGCUCGAAUCAGGGAGACACCUUUGGAUUCUAGUUUUUAUUCCUCUGCUGUUUAUUUCAAUUGCGUCAAUCGCCGUUUGCGUGUGGGCGGUAAAGCACGACAGGGCUUUUGAGCUGGAAUUGUUCUGCGCUGUGAACAUUCUUCAAUUUGUAUUCAUAGCACUUAGAUUAGACAACCUGGUCCAGUGGAGGUGGGAAGUUGUUUUUGUUCCCCAGUGGGUGUUGUUGUGCAUUGCCCUUGUUGGUGUCUUGUAUGCCUUGAUUUUUGCUGCUAUCCUUCUCCGUGCACCAGAAGCAAGCCAUGCACAGCGAAAAGCAGCCUUCCACUCGGCAUUAGGGUACACCUGUUUGGUCAUUCCACUGCUUGUCUUCCAGGUGGUUUUAGCCAAUAAGUUAGACGGUGAAAUAGAUGCACCCUAUGUGACGGUGGCGUCACCUUUGUUUGUCUCAUUUUCUACCCUCAUGUUGAUGUCAUUUGGUGCUAAAGGGGCUAACAAAUGGUGGUUUGGAAUUAGAAAAGACUUCUGCCAAUUUUUGCUUGGUGUGUGCCCGGUGCUCCAAGAAUAUGGCAACAUCGCGUACAGUUCAAGAUCGUCGCCUAUUAAGGAGGGACCUUCAGACAGGUUAGGCCUCUCCAGAAGAUCUGAAUUAAAGCCCGUGAUGCCUGUGAUUUCAAUUGAAACUCCAGAUUGAUCUUAGAUUUUUGAGGUAAACCGGACACUCCGUAUCAAUAACUUAACUACAGAAAUUGAAAAUGAGAAAAGACUGCUGAAAAUUAUUUAUUUGCCUUUCCUGGAAGAGGCCACUGUUUCAUCAAAAAGUGCUUUAUAUUACUGUUAAGCUUGUAAUGAUUUAACGUUAUUUUAUAGUGAACUAUAACAGAUAAUUUGGUCACUCUAAAAGUAUCUACUGAGGUUUCAGUCAUUUAGACGCAAUUGACAAAUAAUAUUUCAAACUAUUGCUGUGUAAAUAAUUCCUUUGAGCAAAUAUUUGUCAAAUAUGUGCGUACAAGCAUUACUUGUGUUGCGACUCUACCAGUGGACAGUAUUUUUACAGAUAUUAAGGGUAGGAGAAAUUUAUAUUUUCUGAAUCAAUCGCCGGCACAACAUUUUAUUAUCGAUAUUCUGAUCAUUGUAAAAUAAAACAAUUAAAACGUUCAA